Molecule: messenger RNA, 2491 nt
Organism: Saccostrea echinata
Lineage: Eukaryota; Metazoa; Mollusca; Bivalvia; Ostreida; Ostreidae
Product: vitamin K-dependent gamma-carboxylase-like
Exons: 16
Coding region: 105-2276 (723 amino acids)
Biological process (GO): peptidyl-glutamic acid carboxylation
Molecular function (GO): gamma-glutamyl carboxylase activity; vitamin binding
Source: RefSeq, a predicted model, not a curated record
CAUUGAGUAAUGGAGAUGCAGAACAGUAAAUGAAAUUGAUGCUGGGAUUACAUAGUACCUGAAGCAGACGAGGUGUUUUGUACAGCCUAGGAAUUGAUGUAAAAAUGAAGAAUAAAAUUGAUCCAAAGCCAAUGAAGAUGCCAGACAGACAUGUGGACAGCAUUAGAGAUAUGACAUCACUAUCGACUCUUGUUAGAUAUCUAUGUCAUCCUACUGACCCAGCUAAUCUGGCAGUUCUAAGGAUUGCUUUUGGAAUUCUGAUGAUGGUUGAUAUACCUCAGGAGAGAGGGAUGUCUCAUGCUGAUGUCAGGUGGGGCCGACAAGAUGUGUGCAGGUUCCCUCUCUUUUCUGCUCUCAAAGUGGCCCCACUGGAAUGGAUGUAUAUUAUUUAUCUCAUCAUGUUUAUAGGUGCCCUUGGCAUAACAUUGGGGUUGUUUUACCGUACCAGCUGUUUACUGUUUUGUUCUACCUACUGGUAUAUAUUUCUUCUGGAUAAAACUGCAUGGAAUAAUCACUCCUACUUGUAUGGCCUAAUGGGAAUUCUUUUAAUGGUAGUCGAUGGCAAUAGAUGCUGGUCAUUAGAUGGUCUUCUCAGUUGUUCCAUCAACAAUUCACAUGUACCCUGGUGGAAUUACUUCAUCUGUAGAACACAGAUUUUUCUUGUAUACUUCAUUGCUGGGUUAAAGAAGCUGGACCUGGACUGGAUUUCUGGAUACUCCAUGCAGAGGUUGUCCAGAAAUUGGGUGUUUGAUCCAUUCAGGUUGAUUUUGACAGAUGAGCAGAUAGACCUGUUUAUUGUACAUAUAGGAGGACUUACUAUUGAUCUGUUUGGAGGAAUCCUUCUCCUGUUUGACAGAACUAGACCCCUGGCCAUUUUCUUUUUGUCAUCAUUUCAUCUCAUGAACUCAACAAUGUUUUCUAUAGGUAUGUUUCCAUAUGCCAUGCUUGCCACACUGCCUUUAUUUUGUUCUGUGGAUUGGCCCAGAAAGAUUAUUCCCCGACUGCCAAAAUGUCUUCAAAUGUUCACACCAACAGACUCAGAAAUCCAGCCUAGUUCACACUGUAUUUAUAACAAAGAAGAUAUCAAGCCUGAGGAAGACAAACAGCGUAAAGGAUCAGUUACUUCAUAUUCUAAAUCACCCCCACCUACCUCCCCCUCACUUGUUCAUAAGCUGGGGGUAACCUUUACAGUUCUUUAUAUUGGUGUACAGUUGUUCCUGCCGUAUUCUCAUGGAAUUACAAAGGGUUACAAUAAUUGGACAAAUGGGCUUUAUGGCUACUCCUGGGAUAUGAUGGUCCAUUCCUGGACAACACAGCACAUAAGACUCUCCUACAAAGACAAGAUUUCAGGAAAAGUGGGAUAUCUGGACCCUAAUGCAUUUGUUGACAAAACAGGAAGGCGGUGGAGUAGUCAUGGUGAUAUGGUGGUCCAGUAUGCACACUGUGUGGCAGACAUCUUAAAGAAUUAUAACAUGUCAGUGGAACUCUACUUUGACAUUUGGAAGUCAAUGAAUAGAAGAUUCCAACAAAGAAUAUUUGAUCCAAGGGUAAAUAUUGUGGAUGUUGAGUGGUCUCCCUUUAGGGAAGUUUCCUUUGCAAUGCCUCUUCUGCUUGAUUUAUCACCAUGGCGAUCAAAGCUUGCAGAGAUGGAGAAUGAAUUGGUAGACACAUCAAACUACACAGAUGUGGUUUUUGUGGCUGACUUUCCAGGACUACAUCUGGAGGCUUUCAUACAAGAAGAUCUAGGUAAUACCAGCAUCACCCUGCUAUCAGGCAGUGUCGUUGUUGAAUUUGUAGACAAGAAAAAGAAUGUCAGCUUAAAUAUUGGAGACAAAAUUCAGGUGCCCCCUGGAAAGUUUCACAAAGUUUACACCGUGUCUGAGGGACCCUCCUGUUACAUGUACAUUUACGUAAACACCACUCAUGUUGAAAUUAUGGAAAAGGUGGAGAAAGUUGAGAAAAUAAUGAGUGAUAAAAACAUCAGUGCAGCUGCAGCUGUCAAAAAGGGGAUGUCUAGACAUGACCCAUUGGUUGAAGAUGUAAAGCAAGAGAUGGAGAGACGAAAAAAAGAGGAAACAAAGAAAACAGUACUGGAGAAAGUCAAGGAAUUCUUUACCAAGAAAGUUAGCCUUAUAAAUAGAAGCUGGACUUUUUUGCUGGGAGCAUUGGAAAGCAUAGUGUUUCAAACAUCAUUUGAUGAUUUUCUGAAUAUGACCUACAGCAAGGAGCAAGAAGCCAAAUCACUUUUACCAGAAACUGUGGAAGUAGUGUCUUAGAAGUACAUCUGUACUUCCAUUUUAUAUAAAGUUCUAAAUACAUGUACUACAUUAAAGGGAUAUACAUGUAUACAGGUACAUGUACAUUUACUAGCAUGUAUAAUUUUUUAAGAUUUUCUUUCUAUGGUUAAAAUUGAUCUUUUUACUUGUGCCAUUUUUAGCAAUGUAUUCAAUUUAUUAUUUUUUUUUUUUUUUACAUACACUAUAUUUCUUAU